AUGGCUUCCAAGUCCUCUGCCCCCAAGUCCUCUUCGUCGCCGUCUGAUGUUACGCGGGCCCCCUCGACGCGUACGAAAGAGACAGCGCCCGCAAGCUCGAGCGCGCAGACCCAGUCGCGAGCAUCGGAGCCCAAGCCAACGUCUGGAGCCAAUUCAACAUCGUCAAUUCCCAACGGGAAAACAUCUUCUCAACCGGCGGCUGGUUCCGCGCGAGCGUCUGCACAGAAACCAGCCAAGUCCAAGAAGAAGAAACAAAGCGGUUUCUGGGCGUCUCUCAAGGCAGCGCUUAUCCCAUGUGCUGCCCCCUCGGCCGCCCACCCUAUCGACGAAGAUGUACUUUCCACAGAGCCGGCGCCCGCUCCCCCAACUUCGGAGCGUGAGAAGGAAAAGUCUCCCACUCCUGCUCCUGCCCCGAUCUCUGAAAAACCGGCCGUCCCACCUGCUGAACCCAAGGCUGUUGAGCCCACCAGCUCCAAGGCCAGCACUACUAUUGCCCCUGAAGCCAAGUCAAAGCCUACUGUUGCUCCCUUGGUUCCAGUUCCAGUGCCGGCUGCACCAGUUGAGCCCGAGGAGGUCGUCCCCCCCAGCCCCAAACCUCAACUUGCCCCAGAAGAAGAGUCCAAAGGCGUGACUUCGGCGGCUGUUCAGCCCUCAGGUUCCACCGGAGCAGAAACUGACGCCGAGACGAGCCUUACUGACGAUGAAGACGGCGACAGGGGACUGGAAGAUCCCGACCAAGAAGACGAGGAGGAGCGACUCAUCAUGCAAGGAGGGGCAGGAAUUCCCGUUGGGCCGGACGGCGAACCCAGGCCAUUGCUCCCCCCGCUUGCUCCUGCGCACGCCGGACGCAAGUGCCUCGUGUUGGAUCUCGACGAAACACUUGUACACAGUAGUUUCAAGCUUAUUCCUCAAGCGGACUAUGUCGUCCCUGUCGAGAUUGAGUGGCAAUGGCACAACGUAUAUGUGAUCAAGCGUCCUGGUGUAGACAACUUCCUCAAGAAGAUGGGAGAGUUGUACGAAAUCGUAGUCUUCACCGCAAGCUUGAGCAAGUAUGCUGAUCCGGUCCUAGACAAGCUUGAUAUUCACAAAGUUGUGUCGCAUCGUCUGUUCCGUGAGAGUUGCUACAACCACAAGGGCAAUUACGUCAAGGAUCUAUCCCAACUCGGGCGUCCGUUGACUGAUACCAUCAUUUUGGACAACUCACCGGCAUCCUACAUUUUCCACCCCAACAAUGCGGUGCCCGUCUCGUCUUGGUUCAAUGAUCCUCAUGAUACCGAGCUGACCGACUUGUGCCCCUUCUUGACGGACCUCAGGGUCGUGGACGAUGUUCGUGGAGUUUUGGAUGGUGGUCUCUAA
Molecule: messenger RNA, 1356 nt
Organism: Rhizoctonia solani
Lineage: Eukaryota; Fungi; Basidiomycota; Agaricomycetes; Cantharellales; Ceratobasidiaceae
Product: NLI interacting factor-like phosphatase
Exons: 7
Coding region: 1-1356 (451 amino acids)
Cellular component (GO): plasma membrane
Molecular function (GO): phosphoprotein phosphatase activity
Source: RefSeq, a predicted model, not a curated record